Molecule: messenger RNA, 3540 nt
Organism: Scedosporium apiospermum
Lineage: Eukaryota; Fungi; Ascomycota; Sordariomycetes; Microascales; Microascaceae
Product: Structural maintenance of chromosomes protein 2
Exons: 5
Coding region: 1-3540 (1179 amino acids)
Biological process (GO): chromosome organization
Cellular component (GO): chromosome
Molecular function (GO): ATP binding; ATP hydrolysis activity; protein binding
Source: RefSeq, a predicted model, not a curated record
AUGAGGGUUAUCGAGGUUAUCAUAGACGGCUUCAAGUCGUAUGCGGUGCGAACCGUCAUCUCAGGAUGGGACGAAAGCUUCAACUCCAUUACAGGCCUAAACGGCAGUGGCAAGUCCAAUAUUUUGGACGCCAUCUGCUUUGUUCUCGGUAUCACAAACAUGUCGACAGUUCGAGCUCAGAAUCUACAGGACUUGAUUUACAAGCGUGGCCAGGCUGGUGUCACAAAGGCGAGCGUCACCAUCGUCUUCGACAAUCGCGAUAAGAAGAAGUCCCCCAUCGGAUUCGAAGAAUAUGCCACCAUUAGCGUAACCCGGCAAAUCGUACUCGGAGGCACCUCCAAGUACCUGAUCAACGGACACAGGGCGCAGCAACAGACUGUGCAGAACCUCUUCCAAUCGGUUCAACUUAAUAUCAACAACCCCAACUUUCUUAUCAUGCAGGGCCGCAUCACCAAGGUCCUGAACAUGAAGGCCGUCGAAAUUCUCGCCAUGAUUGAGGAGGCUGCUGGCACGAGGAUGUUUGAGGAUAGGAGAGAUAAGGCGUUGAAGACGAUGGCAAAGAAGGAGAUGAAGCUUCAGGAAAUCACCGAACUUCUUCGUGACGAGAUCGAGCCGAAACUCGAAAAGCUACGGACAGAGAAGAGGGCUUUCCUCGACUUCCAGCAAACCCAAAACGACUUGGAGAGGCUAGAUAGGCUCGUCGUAGCAUACGACUAUGUCUCAAACGUGGAUAAACUGACAAGGUCUGCUGCUGACCUGGAGAAGAAGGUCCAGAGGCAAAAGACGCUCGAAGAAUCAGCCGCCCGUCUCAAGAGCGAGAUUUCUCAUCUCGAGGAAGAUGUCAAGCGAGUUCGAGCCCAGAGGGACAAGGAGCUCAAGAAGGGUGGCAAGGCGCAGGCUCUCGAAGAUGCAGUCAAGAAGCACUCCAAUGAGAUUGUGAGGCUGGCGACUGUCAUGGAGCUCAAGAAGUCCAGUCUAACUGAAGAGGAGGAAAAGAAGACUGCCGUCGAAAGGACAGUUGCCGAGUUAGAGACAUCCCUCAAGGACAAGGUCAAGGCCUUUGAGAAGAUCAAGGCGAAGUAUGAUGCUGCCAAGGAAGACCUUGAGAAGCAAUCGAAGGAGGCGGAGUCGAAAGAAGAGCUGCUCCAGACCCUCCAGACUGGCGUAGCUUCUAAGGAUGGCCAGGAGAAUGGCUACCAAGGCCAACUGCAAGAUGCCAGGAAUCGCGCGACUGCUGCCAUUACCGAGCAAGAGCAGGCGAAAAUCAAGAUUUCUCACCUUGAGAAGCGCGUCAAAGAGGAGGAGCCGCGCGCCAAGAAAGCUAAGGAAGCAAACGCCGGUCUACUGAAGGAGCUGGAAGGUCUCAAAGUCGAAGCCCAGAAGCUUGAAAAGGAACUUGGAAAGCUUGGUUUCGAGCCGGGCCAAGAGGAGGAAAUGUAUAAACAAGAGUCGGCGCUCCAGGAAAAGAUUCGGGAACUGCGACACGAGUCCGAUACCCUCAGGCGUAAGGUAGCCAACAUUGACUUCACCUAUGCCGAUCCUGCACCAAACUUCGAUCGGUCCAAGGUCAAGGGCUUGGUUGCCCAGCUCUUCACCCUCGACAAAGAGCAUACCCACGCUGGCACCGCUCUUGAGAUUUGUGCCGGUGGUCGUCUUUACAAUGUUGUCGUAGACACCGAGGUUACCGGUACGCAGCUUCUCAAGAACGGCAAGCUCCGAAAGCGGGUGACAAUCAUUCCUCUGAACAAGAUUGCCGCCUUCAAGGCCUCUGCUCAGGCUAUAGCGACCGCUCAGAAGAUCGCUCCCGGCAAGGUCAACCUUGCCCUCUCUUUAGUGGGUUACGACGAAGAGGUGUCAGCGGCAAUGGAGUAUGUCUUUGGCAACACUCUGAUCUGCGCUGAUUCGGAGACGGCGAAACAGGUCACUUUCGACCCGAGUGUGCGCAUGCGAAGUAUUACCCUUGAGGGUGAUGCGUAUGAUCCUUCUGGAACCCUAUCAGGUGGCAGUGCACCAAACUCGAGCGGUGUGCUUGUCACGCUGCAAAAGCUGAACCUCCUCACGAGGCAGCUGAACGAGGCCGAAGCCACUCUUAAACAGCUCCAGGUCAAGAUCAGCAAAGAGAAAUCCAAACUAGACAAGGCAAAGCACAUCAAACAGGCUCUUGAUCUCAAGGCCCACGAAAUCAAGCUUGCCGAUGAACAAAUUGGUAGCAACUCGGCCUCGUCCAUUAUCCAGGAAGUGGAGGCCAUGAAAGAAUCAAUUUCCCAGCUCAAGAAAAAUAUUGCCGACGCACAGAAGCGACAUGCUGAAGCCACGGCAGAUGUCAAGCGGAUUGAGAAGGACAUGAAGGACUUCGACAACAACAAAGACGCCAAGCUGAUUGAGCUCCAGAAGGCCCUGGACAAGUUGACAGCUACUAUCGCUAAGAACUCUGGCUCGGUCAAGGCCCUUCAAAAGGAGGUUCAAUCCGCCCAGCUCGACUCUGAGCAGGUCGGUGCAGAUCUCUCAGGCACCCGCGAGCAGCUGCACGAGGUUGAGCUUGCCAUUCGCGCGCAGCAAGACGAGAUCAAGGCAUUGGUCAAGGAACAGGCUGCGGUCAAAGAGACGCACGACGUAGCCCAGGCAGAGCUGGAAGACGAGCGAUCUAAGCUUAACAUCUUCGAUGAUGAACUCCGCGCUCUUGAGGAGGCUACUCGGUCAAAGAACAAGAGAAUCACCGAGGAAGGUCUCGAGCUGCAAAAACUUGGUCACCAAAUCGAGAAGUUUGACAAGGAGCAGCAGCACGCCGCCGAAGAGGUUAAGAAGCUCGAGGCCAGGCACGACUGGAUCGUCGACGAGCGAGACAAGUUCGGCCGGCAGGGAACGCCAUAUGACUUCAACAGCCAGAACAUCCGAGAAUGUCGCUCCACACAUCGAAACUUGACGGAGCGCUUCCAAGGCAUGAAGAAGAAGAUCAACCCCAAGGUGAUGACUAUGAUCGACAGCGUCGAAAAGAAGGAGGUCUCGCUUAAGCACAUGAUGAAGACCGUCAUCCGUGAUAAACGGAAGAUUGAAGAGACUAUUGUCUCGCUUGACGACUACAAGAAGAAGGCGCUACAGGAGACAUGGGAGAAGGUCAACGGGGACUUUGGUCAAAUCUUUGCGGAGCUACUCCCAGGCAGCUUUGCCAAGCUAGACCCUCCCGAAGGCAAGACUAUCAGCGACGGCUUAGAAGUCAAGGUCUGCCUUGGUAAAGUCUGGAAACAGAGCCUCACUGAACUGUCCGGUGGCCAAAGAUCUCUCAUCGCCUUAUCCCUUAUCAUGGCACUACUCCAGUUCAAGCCGGCACCCAUGUACAUUCUUGACGAGGUAGACGCCGCACUUGACUUAUCACAUACGCAGAAUAUCGGCCGUCUCAUCAAGACAAGGUUCAAGGGCUCGCAGUUUAUCGUCGUCAGUUUGAAGGACGGAAUGUUCCAGAACGCCAACCGCAUCUUCCGAACAAGGUUCAGCGAAGGCACGAGUAUGGUGCAGGCGCUAACACCGGCAGACCUCAAGUAG